AUGGCAGAAAAAUAUCAAGCGGGCGAGGAUGACACCACUUCGCUUGCAACAGGUCUUCUGGCUGAUCUGCGAGCCAUGGGCUCCACCAGAGAGGCCAUUGGAGACCUUCAUUGUCUCAUCGAGGGCAUGAAGCACAAAGAAAAAUACAUAGAUGAUAAGCAGCUCAUGAUGGAAAAAAUGAUCAAGAUUACAACAAAGCUGCCAAGUACAUCAGCGAGUCGAAUUAAGCUCACACAAAUGAUGAUCAAUGGAUUAUGGGAUAGUCUUCAGCAUCCGCCAUUGAGUUACCUUGGGGACAAAUACCAAUACCGAUCGGCGGACGGCAGUAACAACAAUCCAUUGCAUCCAAGGCUAGGCGCUGCUGGAACGCCAUAUGCAAAGACUACAAGACCAGAAAAGAAAUUGCAGGGCGUGAAGCCUGAUCCUGGUUUACUCUUUGAUUUACUCAUGGCUCGCGAUCCAGAAGACUUCAAGGAGAAUCCAGCAGGUCUCUCCUCGGUUUUAUUUUAUCACGCAAGCAUCAUCGUUCAUGAUAUAUUUCGGUCGAAUCGAGAAGACUGUAAUGUAUCGGACACCUCAUCCUACUUGGACCUGGCCCCGUUAUAUGGCUCCUGCGUGGAAGAUCAAUAUGCAAUUCGGACAAUGGAGAAUGGAUUCCUCAAGCCAGACACGUUCCAUGAGAAGCAACUACUUGGUCAACCUCCCGGAGUGAACGUUAUUCUUGUCAUGUACAAUCGUUUUCACAAUCAUGUGGCAGAAAUGCUCCUCAAGAUUAAUGAAGACGGAAAAUUCACUCUCGGUCCAGGAGAUACCGAAGAGGAGAAGAGAGCAGCGAAAAAGAAGCUAGACGAGGACCUUUUCCAGACUGCACGAUUAGUCACCGGAGGACUAUAUGUGAACAUCUCCAUGGGCGACUACUUGCGCGCUUUGACGAACUCUCACCACACGAAUACAGACUGGUCACUUGAUCCUCGACAAGAGAUUGACAAAACGUUUGACAGCCAAGGCGUUCCACGAGGCGUAGGCAAUCAAGUCUCAUGUGAAUUCAACCUCCUGUACCGGUUUCACUCCGCCAUUUCCAAACGAGACGAGAAAUGGGCGGAGGACUUCUUUCGCGGUUUCUUCCCUAAUCUGAAGAAACCUCUAGAGCAACUAACCCCGCAGGAGUUAUGGGCUGGUAUGGGGAAGUUUGAAGCUAGUCUGUCAAAAGAUCCUAGCCAAAGAGAAUUUGGUGGUAUCAAGCGAGGAUCAGAUGGCAAGUUCAAAGACGCUGACUUGGUCAAAAUCUUUAAAGAAAGUUGCGAGGAUCCAGCAGGGAUCUUUGGUGCUCGAACAUGUCCCAAAGUAUUGAGAGUCAUCGAAAUCAUGGGUAUUCUCCAAGCUCGAAAGUGGGGUGUUGCGUCACUCAACGAAUUUCGGAAGAGUUUCGGGCUGAAGCCCCAUGCCACCAUGGAAGACGUGAACUCGGUGCCAGAAAUUGCAGAUUUGUUGCGUAAACUUUACAAUCACCCAGACAUGGUUGAGCUCUACCCAGGACUCUUUAUUGAAGACUCCAAACCCGCAAUGGAGCCUGGACAUGGCAUUUGUAUCACAUACACUGUCGGACGAGCUGUAUUGUCGGACGCUGUUACACUUGUUCGCGGUGAUCGCUUCAACACACUUGAUUACACUCCUGCCACUCUAACAAAUUGGGGUUAUCAAGAAGUAAACGCAGACAAGAAGACCCUUGGAGGCUCAAUGUUCCACAAACUAGUCCACAGAGCUCUCCCCGGAUGGUUCCCAUUCAACUCGCUCCACAUCAUGCAACCCAUGUACACCCGCAUAACAAAUCAAAAGAUCGCGGAAAAACUUGGCCACAUCUCACUGUACUCGAUCGCCGACCCCGCACCUCCACCAACACCAAUAUAUAUCAAGAAAAACGAGCUGGUCCGCAAAAUCUUGACAGAUAAACAGACGUUCAUGGAGCCGAAUGGAGUUUGCCUAGCGGGUCUAUUUCCCGGCAAGAGAGACUUCUCCAAGUACAUGCUCGCUGGUGAUGGUCCCCACAAUACGGCCCAGCGAAAUUUGGUUGGUGACAUCCUCUAUGGAUCCAAGAGCCUGCAGUCUUCACUACGAAACUUUCUUUCCAAUUAUGGUGCCAACCAGCUGAAAAUUGAGUCCCUAGAAUUGGGCAUUAAAAACUUAUACCAGGUCGACAUUCUCCGAGAUGUCGCUAUUCCCGUUAGUGCAAGAAUGCUCUCCGACCUCUGGUGUCUCGACAUGACCACUGCGGAGAACCCAGAUGGAUCACUAUCCAUGAAACAACUUCAGACUGCUCUCGUUGAUGUGCGACAAUGGCAAUUCGCAGCUCAUGAUCCCGCCACGCAAUGGACUCAUCGAAGAAAGCGCAAGAGGGAGCGAAGUCUGUGCAAGAAAUCUCAGAUCUUUGCUGGUGUAACGCCAUUUGGAGGCACCGCUGUGACUGUAGGAAUGUUCGCGGAGGUACUCCAGUUCUUCUUGAAAAAAGAGAAUGGGACGCAUUGGGCCAAUAUUCAAGAUCUAGCAGCCAUCAACAGCCCCGAAUCUGACAAGAUCAUUCGAGAGUAUGUCAUCGAGGCACAAAGAUUGACUACGAAACAGUUAUUGUCUCGUAUAGUACUCAAAGACACAGAGAUCGACGGUACAAGAUUUGAGAAAGGAAACAUAGUUUUAAUGUUCCUUGGAGAUGCAUGCAGGGAUCCUGAAAGUGUUCCAGAUCCUCUAGCAUUCAAACCUGGCCGUCCCAAAGAAGCCUAUGUGCAGUUUGGAUGGGGCCCACACAAUUGUCUUGGACGUGAGAUUGGCAUCAUGUUUUUAAUGGAGAUGAUCAAAUUAGUCGCAAAAUUGAAGAACCUCCGGCCUGCACCAGGAGAAAUGGGUGUGUUGAAAGCUGUUCAGGUCCAUAAUCAACGACAAUAUAUGAGCGAGAAUUGGUGUGCAUUGACUUAUGAUGCAACGAGUACGUCUUUCUACUCUAGCAUGAAAAUCCCACUAGACUGA
Molecule: messenger RNA, 3018 nt
Organism: Mollisia scopiformis
Lineage: Eukaryota; Fungi; Ascomycota; Leotiomycetes; Helotiales; Mollisiaceae
Product: heme peroxidase
Exons: 14
Coding region: 1-3018 (1005 amino acids)
Biological process (GO): response to oxidative stress
Molecular function (GO): monooxygenase activity; oxidoreductase activity, acting on paired donors, with incorporation or reduction of molecular oxygen; heme binding
Source: RefSeq, a predicted model, not a curated record